AAAAGUCACAUGUGUGCUCGUGUAGGCAGCACGAGAGGUACAUGUGUGUUGUAAUACAUUUCGCAAAUAAGUUAGUCGUUAAAUUUCUAGCGGUGUUCUAGAAAGCAACAGGAUAAACGGACGGAAGGUUUUUAAUAGAAAAAUACCUUUGUAGGAGUCAAGUAUGGGCAGGAAGUUGGAUCCCACCAAUAAGGUGAAAAGAGGACCUGGACGCAAAUCCAGGAAACAAAAAGGAGCAGAGACUGAGCUGGCCAGUUUCUUGGUUGAGGAAAAUGAACCAAAAAAAUUGUCAAGCAGAGGAAAGAAACGUGCUAUAAAGAGAGCUCAAGUGAAGGAACACAAAAAAGAGCAAAAGGCCAUUAAAGCCCAAAAGCCCAAAAAAGGAUUCUCAGAUGAAAAUAGUCAGUGGCUGAAACCUGCGCAGAGAAAACGAAAGAUUGAAGAACCUGCUGAAGAUGAGGAGAGUGACAGCCAGUGGGAAGAGGACGACAGCGAGGAGGAGGGUGUCCUUUUCAAAAAGCAAAUAAAAGGGGAAGAUGAUGAUGAUGAUGAUGAUGAAGAAAUGGUUGAUGAUUACGGUGCAGAUGAAGGGGAUGAGGAGGAUAAACAAGACAGUGAUGGAGAAGAGCUUCUUCCAAUUGAGAAAGCAGCAAGAAAACAGAAAAAACGUCAACUCAAUCAACAAGAGAGUAUUGAAGAUGACGACGAUGAUGAUGAUGAUGAUGAUGAUGAUGAGGAGAUGAGUACUGAAGAAGCUGAAAAGAUAAAGCAGCAGAAGGGGAAUGACGACGAUACUGUGCAGGCAAUCUUUGAUGAGAAUGAUGAAAAAUUCAUACUUCCAUCUGCUGCAGAUAGACAGAAAGAGGGUCUUUUACCUAUGGACCUGAAGACCAUCUAUCAGAGGAUCAAAGAUAAUGUGGAUGUUUUGACUCACUUCACUGAGAAGCGAGAGGAGGGCAAAGAGAGAUCAGAGUAUCUCUCACUCCUGCGGUCUGACCUCUGCAUCUAUUACAGCUACAAUCAGUUCCUUAUUAGCAAACUAAUGGACCUGUUCCCACUUUCUGAGCUCAUUGAAUUUCUGGAAGCCAAUGAAAUACAGAGGCCAGUCACCAUCAGAACCAACACUUUAAAGACCAGGCGGAGAGACUUGGCUCAGGCUCUGAUUAACAGAGGUGUAAACUUGGAUCCGAUAGGGAAAUGGUCUAAAGUGGGACUGGUCAUCUAUGACUCCUCUGUCCCCAUAGGAGCGACUCCAGAAUAUUUGUCAGGGCAGUACAUGCUGCAGGGAGCAUCUUCAUUUCUGCCUGUUAUGGCGCUAUCUCCCCAGGAGGGGGAGCUAGUGUUAGACAUGAGCUCUGCUCCAGGAGGCAAAACUACAUAUAUGGCUCAAUUAAUGAGGAACACAGGCACGAUCGUGGCUAAUGAUUUGAAUGCGGACCGAUUGAAGAGUGUUGUGGGAAACAUUCAUCGCCUUGGUGUCACUAAUGCUAUCAUCUGCAACUAUGACGGCAGACAGUUUCCUACGGUGAUGGGAGGUUUUGACAGAGUGCUGCUGGAUGCUCCUUGCUCAGGUACAGGAGUCAUCUCCAAAGAUCCAGCUGUGAAGACCAGCAAGGAUGAGGCUGAUAUUCACCGCUUGGCUCACCUGCAAAAGGAGCUCCUCCUUGCAGCCAUUGACUCUGUCAACGCUGACUCACGUACUGGUGGAUACCUCAUCUACUGCACUUGCUCUAUUAUGGUGGAUGAGAACGAGUGGGUGGUGGAUUAUGCUCUGAAGAAGAGAAAUGUAAAGCUGGUACCCACAGGACUGGACUUCGGCAAUGAGGGAUUCACCAGAUUCAAAGAGAGACGGUUUCAUCCCUCCCUCAAACUAUCAUGCCGAUUCUACCCUCACUCUCACAACAUGGAUGGAUUUUUUGUAGCCAAGUUCAAAAAGUUCUCCAACCUCAUCCCCACUGCGCCAAUAGAAACCGAGAAUGAAGUAGAAUCUACAGCAAUGAAGACUGGAGCCCCAUCAGAGAAGAUUCAGAAAACUGAAAAGAUUGAAUCUAAAGAGCAGGCGCCAACUUCAACUCCUGUGAAGAGCUCCACGGGCAUGAAGAAGAAAUUAAGACCGGAUAAAGCUCAGGCACCCAUUAUUAAGAGAAAGCCAGGGGGAAAGCCUGACAGUAAAAAAACAGAGGGCCCUAAAAAGGCCAAAAUUGCCAAACUGGAUGGAGAAGCUUCAAAAAAGAGUCCGAAGUUCAACAAGAAGCAGAAGACCAAUGGUGAGGCUAAGAAAGAGGUAGCUGGGGAGAAGAAAGUGGGAAGUCCGUUCGAGAAGAAGAAAAACAGAAGAAACAAAAAGAACUUGGUGAAUAAGAACAGAUUGGGGAAAAACAAAUUUAAGGAUUUAAAAAAGAUGCUUGGGCAGAAGGAAAGUGGAGAGUGAAAUUCACUCAGGUUUCAUAAUGAAAUGUGUCGGCUGUCAAUCAUUUGACAUCACUCAAGAUCUGACUGAUGAGGACUCAAAGAUCAUUAUUUCCAAACCUAAAAAAAUGUUCAUGAUCUUGUGUAUAGACUUUUGUCUACCUUACGUCUUGGAUAUUACCUUAUCCUUGUUGUUAUACAUUUUAUAAAACUAGUUCAUUGUUCAUUUUAUGUACUUUGUUUCGAAAAAAGUAACUAAGAUGUUGCAAAGGAAUGUGGGCGUUUGUCAAAAAUCUCUUCCUCUGUACGUUUUUUUUUCUCUUGCACAGAUUAAAAAGAACCUUUAAAAAAAGAGGCCUGGUGCCAUUUUGAUAAAGUGAAUCCUGAGACCUUUAAACGCUGUUGCCUUCCCUGAGCAGAGCGGGACUAACCUGACCUGACUUCUUCUGUCAGGCUUUUAUCUCGUCACCUCAGAAAUCAGAUCAAAAACCGUUGAGGCAGAAGUGAAAGGUUUCUUCAGUUUGAGUGCAUCAUGACUGCUAGUCCAAAACACCUUUUGACUUCACGUCGCUUACCUGCCACCACGGAGCAUUUAUCAGCACUGAAACUUCUCCGGGUUGAAGCGGCCAAACGCUUGCUGUGUGAACUUGAGCAAACGUGCAAUCACCUCUUCCCACCCUUUUGGCCAAGUGCCGUGUAACCAUGGCAACGUACUUAUCGUAUUGUGUGUUGCAAACCCCUGCGCACGUACACUCCGAAGUGCUCCGAGCUUGCGUAAAAUACUUCUGUCUACACAAAAGAUGGACCAAAACGCCAUAAUUAUCGCCGCUUUGUUCAUCCCCAAAGCUGUUAUACAUAGCGCGCGUGUAGGCAAAGCGUUUACUUUAAUCACGUUGCGGUGAUUGCUUGCAAGGAGAUAAUUUAAGUUUGUGCCUGAAGGGUGAAGGGUAAACGAAACCAUUCAUUGGGUCUGUGGGUGGAGCGGUUUUGACCGGCCCAGUUUGACAUCAGUCUGAUUAAACCCUAUUGUAGACGAGUAAUUAUGAUGAUCACCUUUACGUUUAUGAUUGUCCAGUGCAUCUCAUUAGGAGUUUUGCUAUAUUACAGCACUGAUUUUAGCAGAUAUAGUUUGUCACUCAUUUGUUCAUGCAAACUUUGCAGGCUAGAUUAAAUUGUGAGGCUUUCUAAAACAAGCAUAUUUUUACAUACAUUUUAUAAAUUUCAUAAGAUGAUAGUUUUUACCAAAUGUUUUACCUUACUGAUAGGUCGGAUGUCAAUCAUGUUCUAUUUUUGUGUGUGUUUUUAAAGCACAGUUGUUUAAGUUAAUUUAAUUGUCAACCAUAACAGUCCAUAUCCCGUAUAAAUGGGCACAUAAAAAUAAACUAGAGACUUUUUUAUUUUCUAUAAAUGGCCAUCCAUUCUCCUGUUGUUGAUUGUUGUAUCUGCUUUGCACCGUUUAAUUCACAGAAAUUAUACAGUGUCGUCUCUCAAAAACAUGCAUUAUUUUUUUGUCUCGUCCAUAACACAUGAGUUUUCCCUCUAAAAAUGUAAAACUCGUGCAUAGACUUAUAUUUUUCUGAUGUCUGCUUAGUCACCAGAGGUUUAGUCAAAUAUAGAAUUUAAUUAUUACAUUGUUAAUAUACUGUACAUUCCAUGAGGAAUUAUAUUUCACUAUUAUUUUCUGAGAAUGUGACAUUCAUAAUACUGGAAUUGCUCAAAUGCACAUAACUGAUUCAGCAUUGUUUGUGAUGCAGGCAUGAGUGAAUGAUGCAUCAAAUCCUGCAGGAGUGAGUUUCUAAGCAAUUAGUCUUUUGUUCAUCAACUUAGAAGAAAUAAAAUGCUUCGAGAACCCUAUCUGACCUGAAAGAAUGUCUUAAAUCUAAUCUAGGGACCAGUGCGACAGGGACUUUGUGUAAUGAGCAACUACAUGGCAACACCCAUGCCACAUUGUCGACACAUGCUGUUUUGGAAUGGUCCAUCUUUUCAUUGCUGUCUUUUCUAAUAGUGAAAAAGAGUUUUCCAAGAUGCUGCGACAUUGCACAGCCUCCAGUCUAAAUUUUAUGAAAAAACCUGAUUUUAUACCUCACAGAUGACUACAUAUCACAACAGCAUGCAACGCGAUAUACACACUAUCCUUGCAAAUGCAGUCAACUUUCUCUUGUCUUGAGUGUACAUUGUAGUGGAACAGAAAACAGCUUCUGAUCAGGCAUCUAUGUAUACAUCUCUAUGGCAACACCCUUGUCAGCAUCGCAGCAUGUUGAUUUUUUAUGACUUCCUAGUUUCUAGUAGUUUCACAGUUUUUUUCAAAUGUUACA
Molecule: messenger RNA, 4724 nt
Organism: Triplophysa dalaica
Lineage: Eukaryota; Metazoa; Chordata; Actinopteri; Cypriniformes; Nemacheilidae
Gene: nop2
Product: NOP2 nucleolar protein homolog (yeast)
Exons: 16
Coding region: 164-2431 (755 amino acids)
Biological process (GO): maturation of LSU-rRNA; rRNA base methylation
Cellular component (GO): nucleolus
Molecular function (GO): RNA binding; rRNA (cytosine-C5-)-methyltransferase activity
Source: RefSeq, a predicted model, not a curated record